This is a messenger RNA of Cryptomeria japonica (Japanese cedar), 3936 nucleotides long. Its product is annotated as pentatricopeptide repeat-containing protein At3g12770-like. Gene Ontology annotation, cellular component: intracellular membrane-bounded organelle. Gene Ontology annotation, biological process: RNA modification. Gene Ontology annotation, molecular function: RNA binding; protein binding; zinc ion binding. The transcript is spliced from 2 exons. NCBI's taxonomy places the organism in Eukaryota, Viridiplantae, Streptophyta, Pinopsida, Cupressales, Cupressaceae. The record is from RefSeq and is a predicted model, not a curated record. The coding region runs from base 341 to 3697 and encodes 1118 amino acids.
UCGAAACUGAGAGGCAUCUGACCAAGCUGAUCAAUCAGAUUGAGGAGGCAAAUAACCCACCUUCAGCUUCAGCUUCAAACGAAAAUUUAAACAGACACCUCCAAUUUCCUACUAAUUACGAUUGUUACAUUUUUCGCUAUCUGUGAUUUGAGAUUGUUACCGUUAUUUCUGUUUUUCUAACAGCAGUCGUUUGAUUGUCUCUCUUACAGGCUUGGAUUGUACUUAGAUUUGCAAUGAACUUAUAAAAUGAUGAAAUAGGUUAGUCAAGUGAAAAUGCUACCACUGGCAAUGCCAUUGUGGUAGACGCAGAGUGAAUAAUACGGCACAUAUUUGUCAUAGAAUGUCAUUGCCAUCCACCCCUCAUCUCAAUCUCACAGCAUUAUGUAAGGAGGGACAGUUGGUGGAGGCGCUGCGCAUUCUGCUUACUACACACAUACCUCCCAGAGAUUCCUCUACAUAUUUUCAAUUAUUGCGGACCUGCAUUCUUAAAAAUGCCCUUACACAAGGGAAAAAUGUUCACUCUUUCAUCGUUCAUAGGCGCUUUGCAUUUGCUACACGCACAAAUUUUCAGAACAAGCUUAUUAACAUGUAUGUCAAGUGCGGAAGUUUGGUUGAUGCUCGUAAAGUGUUUGACCUCAUGAAAGUACGAAACAGCAUCUCAUGGAAUACGAUUAUUGGAGCAUAUCGACAACAUGGGUAUCCUCACGAGUCAGUCACUUUGUUUCACCAAAUGCAACGAACAGGUUUUCAACCCGAUCAGUUCACAUUUGCCACCGUACUCCCAGCUUGUGCCAAAAUGGGAGCUUUGGAACAGGGUAUGGACAUCUAUCAAAGCAUAAAGGAUAGUGGAAUUUCGUCAAAUGUUGUAGUUGCAACGGCCCUGGUAGACAUGCUUGCAAAAUGUGGAAGCAUAGACAAGGCACGCGAAGUAUUUGACAAAAUGCCUCAAAGAGAUGUCAUCUCAUGGAAUGCAAUGAUUGUAGGAUAUGCACACAAUGGGCUUGUUGAAAAGGCUUUAGAAACUUUCAAGCAAAUGCAAUUGGCAGGUGUAAAGCCUGAUUCUAAAACCGUUGCCAGCAUCCUUCCAGCCUGUGCUACAAUAGGAGCAUUGGAAGAGGGUAUGGACAUCCACCACAGCAUAACGGAAGGCGGAUUUUUGUCAGAUGUUGUAGUCGCAAGUGCCCUGAUAGACAUGUAUUCAAAAUGUGGAAGAGUAGAGAAGGCCCGGGAAUUGUUUGACAAAAUGCCUCAAAGAGAUGUCAUAUCAUGGACUGUCAUGAUUGCAGGAUAUGUUCAAAAUGGAUUCGUUGAAAAGGCCUUACAAACUUUUAAGCAAAUGCAACUGACAGGUGUAAAGCCAGAUUCCUCAAUCUUUGCUAGCAUCCUCCCUGCCUGUACUCAUAUUGGAGCUUCGGAACCGGGUAUAGCCAUCCAUCAAAUCAUAACUGAAGGCGGAUUUUCGUCAGACGUUGUUGUUGCAAGUGCUCUGGUGGAUAUGUAUGCAAAAUGUGGAAGCAUAGAAAAGGCACGUGAAAUGUUUGACAGAAUACCUCAAAGAGAUGUGGUCUCAUGGACUGCAAUGAUCGUAGGAUACGCACAAAAUGGAUUUGUUGAGAAGGCCUUAGAAACUUUCAAGCAAAUGCAACUGGCAAGUGUAAAGCCAAAUUCCACAACCUUUGCGAGCGUCCUUCCAGCCUGUGCCAAAAUGGGAGCUUUGGAACAGGGAAUGGAUAUCCAUCAAAGCAUAAUUGAAGGAGGAUUUUUCUCAGAUGUUGUCGUUGCAAGUGCCUUGGUAGACAUGUAUGCAAAAUGUGGAAGCAUAGACAAGUCAUGUGAACUGUUUGACAAAAUGCCUCAAAGAAAUGUGGUCUCAUGGAAUGCCAUGAUUGCAGGAUAUGCACAAAAUGGAUUAGUUGAAAAGGCUCUAGAAACUUUCAAGCAAAUGCAAUUGGCAGGUGUAAAGCCAGACUCCACAACCUUUGCCAGCGUCCUCCCAGUCUGUGCCAAAAUGGGUGCUUUGGAACAAGGUAUGGCCGUCCAUCAAAGCAUAACAGAGGAGGGAUUUAUGUCAGAUGUUGUACUUGCUAGUGCUCUGGUAGACAUGUAUGCAAAAUGUGGAAGGCUAGAUAAGGCACGUGAACUGUUUGACAAAAUACCUCAAAGAAAUGUGGUCUCAUGGAACGCCAUGAUUACAGGAUAUGUCCAAAAUGGGUUUGUUGAAAAGGCCUUAGAAACUUUUAAGCAAAUGCAACUGAUGGGUUUAAAGCCAGAUUACGUGACCUUUGCCACCAUUGUCUCUGCCUGUGCUCAAAUUGGAGCUUUGGAAAUGGGUAGAGCUAUCCAUCAAAUCAUAAUUGAAAGUGGAUUUUUGGCAGAGGUUGUAGUUGCAAGUGCCCUGGUAGACAUGUAUGCAAAAUGUGGAAGCAUAGACAGAGCAUGUAAACAGUUUGAUAGAAUGUCUGAAAGAGAUGCGGUCUCAUGGACUUCAAUGAUAGUAGGAUACACACAAAAUGGAUUUGUUGAAAAGGCUUUAGAAACUUUCAAGCAAAUGCCCUUGGCAGGUGUAAAGCCAAAUUCCACAACCUUUGCCAGCAUCCUUCCAGCCUGUGCCAAAAUGGGAGCUCUGGAACAGGGUAUAUUUAUACAUCAAAGCAUACUGGAAGGGGGAUGUUUGUCAGAUGUUGUAGUUGCAAGUGCCUUGGUAGACAUGUAUGCAAAAUGUGGAAGCAUAGACAAGGCACGUGAACUGUUUGACAAAAUGCCUCAAAGAAAUGUGAUCUCAUGGAAUGCCAUGAUUGCAGGCUAUGCACAAAAUGGACUUUGUAAGGAUGCUCUCAAAAUCUUUGAAUUGAUGAAGCACUCUGGAACAUAUCCUGACAUCGUAAGCUUUGCUUGUGUUCUAUUUGCAUGCAGCCAUGCAGGUUUAGUGGAUGAGGGCUGUACAUACUUCAAUCAUAUGGGUAACCUUUACUGCAUGACACCUACGGUUGAUCAUUAUGUGUGCAUGGUUGAUCUUCUUGGCCGUGCUGGCUAUCUUGAGGAUACCCUAAAAUUUAUCAUUAAGAUGCCAGUUAAACCUGUGGUGGUUGUGUGGAUGUGUUUUCUUGGUUCCUGUAGAUCACAUCUGAAUAUAGGCUUAGGAGUAUUUACAGCAAUGCUGCUCUUUGAUUUGGAUUCUAAAAAUGCUGCGACUUAUGUUCUUCUCUCAAACAUCUUUGCAGAAGUGGGCAGGUGGGAUGAGGUUCAAAUGGUAAGGAGAUUGAUGAAAGAUAGAGAAAUUAAAAAGAUCCCUGGAUGUAGUUGGAUUGAAGGCCAUAAAACAGUACAUGCUUUUUGUGCGGGAGACAGAUCACACCCACAGACACAGGAGAUCUAUGCAAAGUUGGAGAAAUUGUCUUGGGAAAUGAAGGCAGCAGGGUAUUUUCCAGAUUCAGAACAGUCAGUAAAUGAUGUUGAAGAGGAGGAAAAAGAAUUAUUUAUCUGCCACCAUAGUGAAAAGUUGGCAAUUGCAUUUGGUUUGUUAAACACACCCCAUGGAACAACUAUUAGAGUUGUUAAGAACCUUAGAGUAUGCGCCGAUUGCCACAGUGCAACGAAACUUAUCUCCAAGAUUGUUGGAAGAGAAAUUGUUGUAAGAGAUACAAACCGUUUCCAUCAUUUUAAACAGGGACAAUGUUCUUGCAGAGAUUAUUGGUAAUGCUAAGCAAUCUGAAAAGAAGGCCUGCACUUUAAUAACGUGCACCGUCAUACCUGCAGUAAUAAUGAAGGGACAAGGAAACCUAUGUGCGUGUCUUGAAAAGCUGGAGGAGGAGGCGGGGAAUAAGUAAAAACAAAAUAUGGGAACACCUCAAGUGAAUGGAAAGAUGCUAGACCAGUAGGAAAUGGUUCACAAUCAACCCUUGCCAUUUGUAUGAUUAUUUUGUUACACAUUUUAGA